This is a messenger RNA of Fonsecaea erecta, 1188 nucleotides long. RefSeq lists its product as hypothetical. NCBI's taxonomy places the organism in Eukaryota, Fungi, Ascomycota, Eurotiomycetes, Chaetothyriales, Herpotrichiellaceae. The record is from RefSeq and is a predicted model, not a curated record. The coding region runs from base 1 to 1188 and encodes 395 amino acids. The transcript has 5 exons.
AUGGCAGACUCAUCAACCAGCGACCCGACCGUUUCGGGCAAUCGAUACUUCCGAGUGACCGACGAUGACCAUCGCGGCGUCAUUCUGGUCGUCUCCAUCAUAUGCGCCGCUUAUGUCCCUAUGCUGCUGGCCCUCCGUGGCACCUUUACCAACAAAAGCAUCGGUCUGGAUGAUGGAUUGGCUAUUGCCGUAUCAGUGGUCGGAUUGAUACAUAGUAUGCUGGUCUGGGUGGCCGUGUCCCAUGGACUGGGAAAGUCAUAUGUCGACAUAUCAGCAUCCGAUGCGAGUUCCAUGGGCAAGCUGUUGCUAGCCUCGAUCGUCAUGUUCCUGUUGGCCCUAUUUUUGACCAAAGCCUGUGUGAUUAUCCUAUGUCGGAAGUUAUUCAGCAUCAACAUGAAACGGCAUCGGACUUUGUGCGAUACCAUGACCGUACUUUGUGGUCUUUGGUGCGUGGGGGCUAUUCUCGCGCUCACGAUCGACUGCGACUCCCUCCAACAGCUCGGAUAUCAUACCUCCUUCUGUCCAACUCUGACCAAGCGAUGGAGUGCGGUGGCCGUCGUGGAUGGAAUCAGUGAAGUCUUGAUCUUCUUAUUGUCGGUGGCCGUCGUCGUGCCGCUUCACAUGAGCACGGAUCGCAAAUUAUCUGUUCUCCUCACCUUUGCACCAAGAUUGGCUGUGAUUGCACUGAUUGGCCUGCACGCCCACUACAUAGAUGUCACCACGCAUUCCCUCAACCCUGGCGUCAAGAUCGUGACCCCAGUGGUUUACCGACAAGUCCUGGUCCUCUUUGCGAUUGCGUCUGCAGCACUGCCGGCCCUCAAUCGAGGUCUGCGCAAGUUCAACACCAGCAUGGGUGGUACAUGGAUGGACACGACCCUCUCGCAGGCGAGUGGAGGGAGGGAGACACAAGGACAAGCCUCGAUCCCUCUCAAGUCAAUGAAGACGAAUAAAAGCAGCAUGAACCGAAGCAAGAGAAGAUCACUGGAUGAAGAUGAGAUUGACAGCGCCGAUAAAAACCCCAACUUCCGGCCUGACAAGGUCCAGCACAACACCACCGCAUACUGGGGCAAAUCGGUCGACCCUGACGCGCGAUCAGGACAGUCUCAAGAAAGCCAGAACAGUGAAGCCAAAAUCAUCCGCAAGGACAUGCAGUGGCGGGUCCAUUACGAGAAUCAGGGCCCCUCGUAA